Molecule: messenger RNA, 4608 nt
Organism: Spea bombifrons (plains spadefoot toad)
Lineage: Eukaryota; Metazoa; Chordata; Amphibia; Anura; Pelobatidae
Product: alpha-2-macroglobulin-like protein 1
Exons: 37
Coding region: 25-4434 (1469 amino acids)
Cellular component (GO): extracellular region
Molecular function (GO): endopeptidase inhibitor activity
Source: RefSeq, a predicted model, not a curated record
CAGAGGGUGUCUGUGGGAGCCGAAAUGCAGCUUCUUCUUGCGUUUACCUGCCUGGCGGUCCUGGGAUCGGCUGUCGCGGAAUCAUCAGAACCUCACUAUCUUGUCACGAUUCCGGAUAGUCUUCACUUUGGAUCCACACAAAAAGCAUGUUUGGCCAUCCAACAUCUGAAGGGUCCGGCAAACCUUAAACUGCAACUGGAAGAUCCAGAGACUCAGGAAAUUAAACUGGAAGUUAAAGACAAAAUUGACGGCCACGACUAUUCCCACUGUUACGAACUACAGGUUCCUAAAAUUGACGGCUGGCGGCAUCAAUGGAAUUUCAAUGUUUUAAUAGACGGGGAAAACUUUCAUGUUAAUGAUUCCAAAAAGGUUAGAGUAUAUCCCCAAAAUCAUGGAACCUUCAUUCAUCUGGAUAAACCAAUGUACAAACCAGGACAGACAGUGAGUUUUCGACUGGUGUCACUGGAUCUCAAGUUACGUGCAGUCAAUGAAAAGAUUCCAUUGGUGGAGAUUCUGGAUCCAAAGGAAAACCGCAUUGCCCAGUGGAAAGACGUUUCCCCCAUUCAAGGAUUUGUUGACUUAAGCUUCCCUUUGGCAGACGAGAUACCACUGGGAGAUUAUCAGAUUCGUGUGAAUAAACAUGAGUCGAAAUCAUUUUCUGUCUCUGAAUAUGUCCUGAAAAAGUUUGACCUCAAAGUUAAUUUGCCGAAGAAAGUGACUCCAAAAGAUGAAUCCUUUGUCUUGGAAGUUUGUGGCAGUUAUACCUUUGGGAAGCCAGUUCAUGGAUCUCUUGAUAUUUAUGUCUGCGAGUAUCCAACUAACCCACUGGAACAACAUGAAGAGGACACCUCGGCCUGCCAGCAUAUCCAUGGAGCACAGACUGAUAACAAAGGAUGCUUCACCACGAAGGUUGACCUUGGCUUCUUCAAUUUAACAGUCACCACAUAUAUCAGACGGUUAACGGUUGCAGCCGCGCUAAAAGAGCACAUCACAGGUCUGGUGGAAAAAGGAGAAGCAGAGCUGGAAAUUGGAACCUUGGAGCUAAUAUCAUUUGUUGACUUUGAGACUUUUUAUUUUAGAGGACUUCCUUUCACUGGCAUGAUGAAAGUCACCGAUACAUCCAACCAACCCAGCAAGAAGCAAACCGUAUACUUGAUUGUGAACAAUGAUGAUGUAAAAACUAACAUAUCUUUGGUGACUGAUGAGAAGGGAAUUGCUCAUUUUACACUUGAUACAUCUGAAUGGAAAGACAUGGUGGUUAUUUCGGGAGCCUUUUCAUUGGAGGACACGGACAAUGAGCAUGAAGAAUUUUUUGAUUCACAUGCAUUUUCAUACAGAUGGCUCAAGCCUUUCUAUUCAGACAGCAACAGCUAUUUGAAGGUGGAAACCCUCGCUGAGAAGUGGCCAUGUGACAAGGAGCAGCCAAUAAAAGUUGAAUAUCACAUCAAUAAGAACGAGCUGGAUCCCGACUCAAACCACCUUUCCUUCUUCUACAUUGUUCGUGGCAGAGAAGGAAUAAAUUAUUUUGGAGAACACAAGGAGGAGAUCAAAGUCCAAGACAAUGACCAUACUCUACACGGUUCAUUCUCGCUAAAAUUUGCUGUGAACAAUGAUCUGUACCCCACGGCCCAGGUUUUGGUUUUCACUGUAUUACGGAGCGGGGGUAUGGCUGGAGAUAAAUCAUUGUACAGAAUCCCGGCGUGCUUCAAAAGUAAGGUUCAACUUGAAUUCUCUGAAAAAGUGGUAGAGCCAAGAGGGAAGGUGAACCUGGAAAUCAGGGGAGAACCCGGCUCGUUUUGUUCUGUGCGUUCUGUGGAUAAAGGACUUUUGCAUCACAGGGCUCAUGAGCCCACCCUACCUAUUCUGGAUGAGGAUCUUUUUCAGAAUAAUUUCAUUUACGUAGCGCUCUACAGCGGCUAUAUAGAAGACGACACGUGCCCAGGAAGCCAUUCAGAUGAUUCAGUUUCUUAUCAACAAGAAGCAGAUGUCUACCAAUUAUUCAUGACAAGCGGAUUGAUGGUUUUUAGCAAUGCCAAGAUCAAAAAGCCAGUGGUAUGCAACACUACUGAGUUCACCGCCCGUUCUUCCGCCGGGGGGCUUCCAGCCAUAAAGGAUUCCGCGAAGAAACAAGAAGCAAAGAAGCCUGUAGUGCGAUCGUGGUUCCCUGAAACAUGGCUUUAUGACCUUGUUUCCAUAGGACCAGACAGUAAGGCCACGCUUAAACUGACCACACCGGACAGUAUCACUAAUUGGGCUACCGACGCAUUCUGCUUCGGCGAGUCUGGAUACGGCGAGGCCAAGGAGGUUGACCUCACCGUUUUGAAAUCCUACUUCAUUGACCUGACGCUACCCCACUCUGCGGUGCAGGGAGAAACAUUCCCAGUGACCGCUGUCGCCCAUAACUAUCUGGACAGCUGCAUUGUGGUGGCGGCGUCACUGUCUGAAUCAUCUGAUUUCAAAGCUGAAGCGGUAACUAAGGAGGACUUCAGAUGUAUCUGUGCCGACCAGUCUGCCGGCUUUACCUGGAACAUCACUGCUUCGAAAAUCGGUUAUCUGAAACUCAAGGUUAACAGUGGAGCCCUGAAGGUGGACGGUGAUUGCGCAGGUCACCACGAGCGACUGGAAAAUGAGCAUUUACAAGAUUUCUUAGAAAAAACCAUCAGGAUAAAACCAAGUGGAGUCGAGGAGGAUCACACGGAGACUUAUCGCAUGUGCCCAAAAGGUGAAAGCGUACGACAAGAGGUGUCCCUUAAGAUUCCAGAAAAUGCGGUGAAGGGUUCUGAACACGCAUAUAUCACCGUCUUCGGUGACUUGAUAAAUAUCGAAGAUUUUGACCUUGAAAGGCUGGUGAAUUUACCAACUGGAUGUGGGGAGCAGAAUAUGGCAACUUUUGCAGCAAAUCUUUAUGCCAUGGAGCUGAUAAACAACACGAGGCAUCUAACACCUAAGGAAGAAAAAACAUUCCUGCACAGUCUGACCACAGGUUACCAAAAACAGCUACAUUUCAAAAACGAAAUUGGUUCUUACAGCAUAUUUGCAUCUGACCCUGGAGACGUUUGGCUCACGGCCUUUGUAAUAAGAGGCUUUGGCAACGCAAGGAAGUACAUCUACAUAGAUGAAAACAACGUUCAAGACUCUUUGAAAUGGCUGAGCAGCCUCCAGAAGCCCGAUGGCUGCUUUGAAGCAUCUACAGGUUACUUUAACAACCGAUUAGAGGAUGAAGAAAACCACGAAUUAGCAAUCACCGCCUACAUUGCAAUCUCUCUUAUGGAAUACGGUCUGGCGCACAAUACCAUGUUGGAUAACGCCUUGAGCUAUUUGAGGAAUCACGCAGAUAAAACAAAUCACACUUACACUGAAGCUCUCCUCGCCUAUGCCUUUUCCCUGUCGGGAGACAACAAUUUAAAACAACAUAUACUAGAGGACCUGGAAACAAAGGCUAUAAAGGAAGGUGUCUUAAAGCAUUGGGAUUUGCCGUAUGCCUAUAGCGGAGUUGUGGAGACCAGCGCAUGCGUACUCCUCUCUUUACUCACCGGUCACCCAAACGAAAAAGACCUCAAUGAAGCUUCUAAAAUUGCAAACUGGAUAGCCAGACAACAAAAAGCACAGGGAUCUUACUACUCCACUCAGGACACAGUUGCAGCUUUCCACGCUCUGUCUAAAUUUACAGCGGGAGUGCACGUCGAGAUAGACAAGGUGUCCGUGACGGUCCGAUCACUCUCAGGGUUUCAAACACAAUUGGACGUGGACAAAAGCCGCACGGACCUCCAGCAGAAAGUAUCGCUACCAGAUAUCCCAGGGGAGUACACGGUGACAGCCGUGGGAAGCGGAUGUGUCUAUGUCCAGACUCAUCUGACAUAUCACGCUCCACCUGCAAAGGAUCAGAAGUUUUUUGUCCUGAGUGUUAAAACACGUCCCGCAGUCUGCACUUAUCAGGAACAUGAAAGCUUUGACAUCAUGGUGGAAGUCAGUUACUCCGGGAACCGAGUCUCCUCCAACAUGGUGAUUGUUGAGGUUGAACUUCUAACAGGAUUUGUCCCCGAUAAAAGGAGCGUUGCUUUGCUAAUCCAAAAUCAACACGUGAAAAAAACAGAAAUCACAGAGGAGAAGGUCAUCAUUUACUUGGGCGAGCUUACACACGAAACACAAAGUUUAUCUUUUAAGAUCAAAGAAGAAACACACGUGGAUAACCUGCAUCCCGCCGCAGUUCUAGUGUAUGAUUAUUAUGAACCAGAAGAGAGCGCCGCGGUCGAAUACAACUCUCCCUGCAGUUCAGAUCCUGGUCACUGUAAUGCAGAGGUGUCGGCAAGGAAGGAUUGUGGACAUCCGGGGAUCACCCAGGAAGAAUGUCUUCAGAAACAUUGCUGCUACGAUACGAGCGUCCCCGACGCUAAGUGGUGCUUCUACCGGACGGGUCACGCAGGAACAAGAUAAACCAUCGAAGAUCGCACCAGUGACGGAUUAUAAGUGAAGCUGCUGUCGGUGCUAAACUUAAAAACUCGCAACCAAAAGCAGAAGACAAUGAUAACUUUUUGGACCAAUACAAACAUUAUCUUACGAUAUCGUGUUUGUUAAAAGCAUAACACCAAUAAAAACAAGAAAUAAUUA